Messenger RNA from Gamsiella multidivaricata, 762 nucleotides. RefSeq lists its product as uncharacterized. Bases 89 to 544 code for a protein of 151 amino acids. The transcript has a single exon. The record is from RefSeq and is a predicted model, not a curated record. Lineage: Eukaryota; Fungi; Mortierellomycota; Mortierellomycetes; Mortierellales; Mortierellaceae.
UUUUUUUUUUUUUUUUUUCUUUUGUUGUGGUGGUGGCUGGACCAGUCCGUUGAAGAGGUGGUACCAGUAGUGGGGCGCGGUGUGCACAAUGGGGGUUUUGUUUGCAUCCCCAGCGCAUCCGCCAGCACUUUGUUCUCUCAAUCUUUUGUAUUACUUUUCGUGGGCGGCCCUCUUGGCUGUCUUCUUCUUUUCUGGUUUGCUUGGUGUUGUCAAAAAAGUCCUUGCAAAGCGCCUCGUGUUCAUUUGGGACAUGGCUUGUGGUGUCCCCUUCUGUACUCUAGUGGUCUUGCAGUCUGGGGUGAGUAUAGGUUUAAAGGAUGGCCUCCUCUGCCUCCGGUCUUUGUGUUCUCUCUUUCGGGCUCGGGUGGUGUUGUUUUUGGAAGGGCCCUGGAGCCCUUCAGGGGUUCAAGUAGUCUCUGUUUGGUAUGCCUAUCACAUAGAGGUCUUUGGAUCCUGGUGGCCAAGUAGGUCUGCGGGCCAAAAUGUCUUUCACUUCGCUUUCUUUUAUGCAUUUUUAACGAAUGGCAACGACAAGGGCAGUUGAUACUAACCAUCAUCUUUUUCCCCCAGCUCUUUUUCUUUCUUCUUUAGAUCCCUCUCGACCAGCACAGACGACCAUGGCGACAGCGGGCACAACGGGUGCAACAGAACAGCAGCGGGCACAACGGGUGCAACGGGACAACAGGAUCACGAGUGGAGGAGGAAGAUGAGUGGGCCGGGAGACAGGAACGUAUUCAAAAAUAAACCAUAUCUAUCAUAUCC